Molecule: messenger RNA, 4524 nt
Organism: Varroa destructor (honeybee mite)
Lineage: Eukaryota; Metazoa; Arthropoda; Arachnida; Mesostigmata; Varroidae
Product: ubiquitin-conjugating enzyme E2 W
Source: RefSeq, a predicted model, not a curated record
UAUAUUGAUUCGUUUUUAAGUCAGUAGAGAGACGAACGGCAACAUUGAUUCGCAUUUGUUAGUUCCGCGCGAUCACCUCGUCUGCAACGCCCUCUGGUAUUUGUUUUGGCCCCGAUGCAGAUGAUGGAAGUGUACGACACUGAUCGCUACAGCCGCAGCUGAUUCGCCUGCUGUUCGUGUUUCUAGACAGAUCGUCGGGUCCUCAACCUCUCCCUUCAGCAGCGCCGAUCGACAAUGACAGAUUAAAAGACUGAGUGAGCCUGCUUCUUGGCCAUCACCAGUAACACUGCUUGUCAAUAUCCACCAUUCUAGUCACUUACAUCGCACCGUUUCAAAAGCGCUUUACAUUCUACGGUCGGUCAGACGCACGAACCAAGCAGACCAAUCUCUGGGUCGCUGGCUGAUUGCGUCUGUCUGUGCUGUAUUUUGUGUAUCGAGAGCGUACGGUACGGAACAACACACGGACUCAGUUCUCUCCGUACUCUUUCUGAUGAGGGACGGCUAAUUUUACCGCGUAGUUGUCGAUCUCCGAAUCCGUCGCAUCCUAGAUCUCCCUUUCCUAUUGACUGGUUUAUUCACGUUGGUCGCCGUUGUCGUUGUCAUCAUCUGGCACAUUUCGUCGUCUAACAAAAACAAAGCGCAAACUGAUACUGCUACAGCUCGGAGUGUAGUGCAGCAGGGCAUCCAGCGACAGACCGAACAGAGGGAGAGAAAGAGUCGAGUGGUUUUGUGGCCAUUGCGGCUGCUUUCGACUAACUGCUGUAUCGUCACUAGCUUUACCAAGAGGUGGUACAAGAAUCGUCGCUGGCAGCGACGUGGGGGUGGUAAGUUAGUGGCCCUCACUGCCGCUCCAUUUGCCGUCGUACCGGGCCAUUGCUGAUGUUCACAAGCAAUGCAACCUCAUCUGUAAAAUAAGUGUUCUCUAUCGGGCUAACUGUUUUGUUCUUGGGUAAGCCAGUUUGUUCGUAUGCGUAGGCUCACAAGCGGAUUAGUAGAGACCGUGUACUGUCAAUGUGUGCUCGGAACGUUGAGUUGGUGCGUUCGCUCUCCGCUGCUGCUGCUGAUUGGUUUGGCGUAAGGUGAUGACGCGGAGAAGCAACUUCAGUGUGUGAGGUGGUUCUCUUUUGUUGUUGUUGUUGUUAUUAUUAUUGUUAUUGUUCUUAUUAUUGUUGUUGUUAUUAUUACUAUUAUUAUUGUUCUUGCUGUCCGCCGUGCCACUACUUCCACAUCGACAAAAGGGAACAUCUCAUCUCUCGCAACGAUAAAGGCGUUCGGGUUCAGUGUAAUCGAGUAGAGAAAAACUGAGGGAGAAAAAGAAGUCUACUAGAUUGAGCCGGUGAGCUGUGCUGGCAAAGUUGGUGAAUAUUAGCCAGUGCGGUGACCGCAACGGAAUAUCGUCCCCGCAUCAAGAUAUCGUCGUGGCUGAAGACGCUGUACGGUUGUUGAUGCUUAGUGUAUUGGAGUAGCGGAAAUUCGUUUGAGGCGGCAAGAAUAGUUGGUUCCAACGGGUGUCAUUGUUUCGAAUCAGUUUCGUCAAUCGCUGUAAUUCAAUGAAAACGACAACCGCUACGGGAAUCAGCUACCAAACUUCGUUUCGUCUGAUACAUUAAUUAUACGUUAACAACAAAAAGAAAGCAACUAGAGGGAAGCAAGCAAUUGCCAGAAAAACAUGUGCAUCAGCGUCGCCAACUAAACAGGUCGAAACCGUAGUUGCAGUAAGGACGCUGUAGCAAAAAGAGUGUAGCGGUCACAGCUCGAGUGUAUAAUACAUAUAUUCGCGUACGUAUAUGAUCUACGGGUCUGACCAGUUGAUCGUGGUGUUAUAAAUGGUGGCCCCUACCAACUGUUCUCAUCAAUGUGUGAAUCAUCAACUCAGUCUUAAGACAUAAUUCGCUGACAUCUACGAAGAGCGUGCCCAUGGAUUCUUCGGGUAGUCAGUGCAGUCUGCUAAACAAACGGCUCCAAAAGGAGCUUCUGUCAAUGCUAAAGGAGCCCUCGCCAGGGGUCUCCAUAAAUGCAGAUACUCUUCAUGGAUCUCACAGUCUUACCCAGUGGGUCGUGGAUAUGGAGGGAGCUCCGGGCACUUUAUACGAAGGAGAAAAAUUUCAACUACUUUUUAAAUUCUCCCCAAAGUACCCUUUCGACUCGCCUGAGGUGACGUUCGUAGGGGCCAACAUCCCUGUGCAUCCGCAUGUUUAUUCGAACGGCCAUAUUUGUUUGUCGAUCCUUACUGAUGAUUGGUCACCUGCAUUGUCCGUGCAUGCGGUCUGCUUAUCCAUCGUUUCCAUGUUGUCUUCGUGUAAAGAAAAGAAGCGGCCGGCUGACAAUACGCUAUAUGUAAAAACAUGUAGUAAGAACCCAAAGAAGACCAAAUGGUGGUAUCACGAUGACUCCGUGUGACUAUAGUGUGGACCGGGCAGCUUUGAAAUUCGUGACGAGAUCUGUUAUUAUCCGCGUCGCCUACUAUCAUCACUAGGAAUGUUGCGAAAAAAAGAAAUCUGUUUUGUAAUAUCAAUGCUGAUAAGUCACCGAUGAAACGGCUGUUACUGGUUUUGUUUUUUUUUUCCAGAUACCAUACAGUGAUGUAGUAGAGAAGGAACAGCUCUUAGCAAAUAACAUUGCGCGAGAAAUGCGUCCAAGCCUGUAUGUGUGUGUUCGAGCUGAUGAGACAAAGCAGCAUUAUCCAGUAGUGAUAAGGAUCAGAAUAUUUGCGAUACUGUCUUUGUUGAUUUGUAUUUAUGAAAUAUGGUAAUAAUAUGCUGGCAACUAAUUGCCAGUCUUACAUACUUACGCUACAAAGCGAGGAAGUUGUAGAGCGAUAGAUUUUUAGAGAAGACUAGAUCAGUUAGAAAAGACCAGACAUGUUCCGGAUGCGAUGUUAGGUUUCUUUAAAUCUCUUAAGCGCCAGCAAAUCAUCUGGUACGUAACAGAAGACUGGAUCUGAGUAUGGAGAUACGAGUUCUUGUAGGAAUUUAACGACAACAUAAUUGAAAAAAGUUGACUAUUUAUUGUCUGCUUUAUUCUACACUGGGUGAAGUAGAUCCUCCACGGCUGUUCUCGAUUUUGAUGUUAGCCGAUGCUGUUUUAUGUAGGUCGCACAUCAAUCAUCUGUUCAUUGGUUGACAAGGGAAGUACAUUGCGAAAAUAAACGAGAUCAUUCCAUCAAAGGACGGGCGAAUUCGGGAGCGCGGCGUCACUUCGGGAGUAUUCCACGGCGUCCUUGUUCUUUGUGAGCCGACAGAAAAUCCGGUGCAUAUCUAGGGACAGCUGACAAUAUUGUAAUUUAAGCGUGGCGGGCUUUUUGAAACGAGUGGGUUUGGCUACUAAUUGACUUGGUUGAAGAGACACUUGGAUACACGCCGCGGGCUAUAAGAGCGAAAGACCAAUCAAUCCAAAUGAUUGUACUAUAGAUCUGGGUGUUCGGGUCGGGCGCUAAUCAAGGCAAUGCUAUCCAGCUGAUGGCCGAAGGAUCCAGGAGCUGACUGACUAGAUGGUCGAAACGAAUGUACAAAGCGGUAAACUAGCAACCGACAAAAUGAAUCUGUUUGUAGAAGCUAUUUAUUUCCCCCUAAAUAUGUAUUUUACAAGGAUGACCAACGAAAGUAACAACUCGGAACCUUGCACCCUUUCCAAGUGUUAGCUGCCCACAUUUUUCUAAACCUGUAGAUACGCGAUACAUAAUGUAAAAGUAAACUUGCCGUAGCGACGAAAAACAGAGGUAAUUUGUUUGCUGCACAACUGACAAUAAUACGAGCUUGAUAUUUAUGCCCCAGGUCACAUUGGGAUAUUUAGCUCAAUUUUGCUUAGCGUGUAGUAAUUGAUUUUUGCUGAUCCAUUAAUUUUUAUUAUGACUUUAAAUACGUUUCGCUAACCGAUGGCCUUCCCCACUCGUCCUGAUAUUCAAGCUCUUUUGUGACAUCUGUGCAUCUGUAUGUUUAAGAUAUAUUGUAUACUAUUAAUAGUGAUGAUGAGGGAAUACAAACACAAACAUAUACGGGUGUUUUGACUAAAGACAACAGUUUUACAGUUGACAUGGUAUGUGAAUGGGUGUUCUUGAUGAACAAACUUGCACCUAAAACAAGAAUAACAAGAGGGGUAUUAUUGCGAUAAUUCUAAAAGAAAUGCCAGUCGACGAUACGCGACAGCUGCGCUACUUGGUUUCGGGGAGCCGAGUGCAACGGCGCUAACAGCUUUAGCAGUCGUAGCCAUAGCAACAUUAAAUCUACAUCUACCACCAGUCGGUUGUGACAGGAAAAUGUGCGGGUGAUGUGUUCUUUAUGGUCAUGUUUCUUUUCGGAAAAGUACACAUGGUUUUCACCUGGAAGAAAAAGAUGAUGUACAUGUAUUUCGCCACACGGUGAUGUGCAAUUUUGUCAGCUGCUCUCAUAUAUGCACCGUGGUAGCAAAAUGAUUGUUUGUUAUCGUGAUGACGACGCGGGACUAACUUAUUUUAAAAUAAAGUAUCUGCGCGGGUAGAAGUCGUCUGCUUAAGGGAGUUGCUUCUUUGUAGUAGUAAACGAGUCG